ACCUGAUCUAUCCUUAAUUCUCUUCUUCUCAUUUUUCUUCUAUACCUACGUACCUAUACUAUAAUUAAUACAAUAAACAAAAAAGUGAAAAAUAUGGCGCAUGUUCAGGUUGCAAAUGGCGUGAGGAGCUCACUCUAUGUUGGUGAUCUCCAUCCCUCACUAAAUGAAACACAACUUUUUCAAUUGUUUAGCCAAAUAGGUCAACUCAUUUCCGUUCGUGUGUGCAGAGAUUUGAGCUCAGGACGAUCCCUCGGUUAUGGCUAUGUUAAUUUUAGUAAUCCACAAGAUGCUUCUCGAGCAAUGAAUGUCCUGAAUUUUCGGGUUGUUAAUGGUAAGCCAAUUAGAAUAAUGUAUUCUAAUCGGGACCCGAGUAUUCGAAAGAGUGGAACCGCCAAUAUAUUUAUUAAAAACUUGGAUAAAGGAAUUGACUGCAAAGCUUUACAUGAAACAUUUUCAAGCUUUGGCAACAUUUUGUCCUGUAAAAUAGCUACCGAUGUUUGGGGUCACUCUAAAGGUUAUGGUUUUGUUCAAUUUGAGAGCGAAGAGGCUGCUCAGUGUGCCAUUGACAAGCUUAACGGGAUGCUAUUUAAUGACAAACAAGUUUUUAUUGGACCUUUUGUUCGGAAAGAGAAAAGGAAAUUCAACAAUGUUUAUGUAAAGAACUUUUCUCCAACUUUGAAUGAAGAUGAUUUAACCAACAUUUUUGGUGAAUAUGGAAGUAUUACCAGUGUAGUGGUUAUGAGGGACCAGAAAGGAAAAUCCAAAGGUUUUGGAUUUGUGAACUUUGAAGACGCCGAUGAUGCAGCUCGAGCUGUUGAUGGUCUUAAUGGAAAGACGUUUGAUGAGAAAGAGUGGUAUGUUGGGAAGGCCCAGAAAAAAGGUGUAAGAGAGAUGGAAUUGAAAGAAAAAUUUGAGCACAAAAAUGAAAGAGUAAAUCAGUAUGUUAAUCCUAUGUAUCCAUUGUGUGCUCCAGGUGUUGGACAACAACUAUACUAUGGUGCUAUGAUUCCUCCCCAAUCCGGGUUUGGGUUUGGGUUUGGGUUUGGGUACAACCAGCAGUUACUCCGAGCUAGAACAGGGCUUGUACAACAAAAUGGGCAACCUCCACUUAUGCAUCCUCCACAGAUGUCCACAGCAGAACAACAGAGGAGAUUGGUGGGAAACAAGUUGUAUCCACUUGUGGAGCAAUUGGAGCAUAAAAAUGCAGCUAAAGUCACUGGCAUGCUUCUAGAGAUGGACCACACACAGCUUCUGCACUUGCUCAACUCACCUCAUGCCUUGAAAGCCAAAGUUGCUGAAGCUAUCGAUGUUUUGAGGAAUGACAACCUUCUUGUUUCUUGA
Cannabis sativa is the source of this 1341-nucleotide messenger RNA. Its product is annotated as polyadenylate-binding protein 2-like. Gene Ontology annotation, molecular function: RNA binding. Gene Ontology annotation, cellular component: ribonucleoprotein complex. The coding region runs from base 94 to 1341 and encodes 415 amino acids. The record is from RefSeq and is a predicted model, not a curated record. The transcript has a single exon. Lineage: Eukaryota; Viridiplantae; Streptophyta; Magnoliopsida; Rosales; Cannabaceae.